AUGUUGUCCGAGUCCUUCUUUGCCUCGACUGGUGGCCCGCCCAUCUCCUCCCGGACCGAGAUAGCAAAAGACGUGGGUAUCUACUCGUACCAACUGCACCCUACACUUUCCGCCAAGGCAACCUUCAAGAAGAGCUCCGCAUCUGUCAACUGCCUCGCUGUUAAUGAGUCGCACAUAUUUGUGGCACAAAAGGACAAGGCUCACGUUCACGUCUACUCGAGAACCCGGGGAAACCAAGAAGCGUUGAUCCCGUUUUCUGAAAAGAUUACUUCUCUUGCUCUUGUCCAAGAUGUGCUCCUCUUAGGAACUGCCCAGGGCAGGUUGAUUCUUUGGGAGAUCUGCACGGGACGACAAGUAACCACUCCCCCUUGUCACGUCCAAGCCAUUACAUGUAUCGCUGCAAGUCCUUACCAUGUCCUCACUGGGUCGGAUGACUCCAACAUUCACGUAUGGUCAUUGCCUCACCUCCUUGACCUUGACGUGCGCGCGGACCACGAGCCAGACAGAUCCUUCUCAAACCAUAGAGCAGCUAUCACGUCGGUAGCCGUUGCAAAGGGCACGAACCCGGAAACUGCCGUCUGCAUCUCUUCCAGCAAGGAUAAGACCUGCGUGAUAUGGAACUAUCAGACGGGCGAGGCUCUAAGGACACUCCUCUUUCCCUCGGUGCCUCUCUGCCUCUGCCUGGACCCUUGCACGAGGGCCGUCUUCGUUGCGACCGAGGACAAUUCCGUCUUCGCCGUGGAAAUAUUUGGGGAUAACGCUCUUCUCGGCCCCCGUAGCGAAGGUCUCUUAUCCACGGCGGUUCAAGUCACAACCCCACUGGGAGUCGCCGAAGCGGACGACGGACCGGCUUCCUGCAUAGCCGUCAGUUUCGACGGAACGACCUUACUCACCGGCCACACAAAGGCACAGCUAGAAACCAGCCUCUCCGACGAGGCUAGGCUGACGCGAGUCUUGAAUUCAAGAGGGUUCCCGGCCAACGUGUUGGAGGACGCGCUGAUUAGUCUACAGCAUUCUGAUUCAGGCAGUUCCGCGGGCCAAGGAGCUAAUGAGCCGAACGAGGAGCUCUGGCAUAUCAUAAAUGAACAAAGAGCUCUGCAGCAACUCACCUUCCAGAAAUAUGUCGAGGCCAAGGCACCACAAUAG
This is a messenger RNA of Parascedosporium putredinis, 1146 nucleotides long. NCBI's taxonomy places the organism in Eukaryota, Fungi, Ascomycota, Sordariomycetes, Microascales, Microascaceae. The record is from the annotation of a GenBank genome assembly.